Messenger RNA from Drosophila arizonae, 1639 nucleotides. RefSeq names its product pickpocket 16 (gene ppk16). Lineage: Eukaryota; Metazoa; Arthropoda; Insecta; Diptera; Drosophilidae. Gene Ontology annotation, molecular function: ligand-gated sodium channel activity. Gene Ontology annotation, biological process: sodium ion transmembrane transport. The record is from RefSeq and is a predicted model, not a curated record. Gene Ontology annotation, cellular component: plasma membrane.
GAAGCACCUCCUGCUGGUCACCAUGGCCUUCAAGAAGCGACGCAUCUUCGAUAUGCAAUUGGUUCAGUCGCAACAACUGCAGAGCAAACCGACCGAGCACCAUAAAAGCAGCAGCAUAAACAACAUCGAGAAAACGUCCAAGCAAUGGAGAAUCUAUCACUUUCGAGAGAUACGAAUUUGGUUUAGGGAAAGUUUGCGUAAUUUUUGCCAGACCACCUCACUGCACGGCUUCAGCUAUAUUACACGGCCGGAUAUCAGCCGAAACGAGCGUUGCUUUUGGCUCGGCGUCGUCAUAGCAGCUAUCAUUAGUGCCGUAUCCCUGGUGCUUACCUCCUGGUACUCGAAUCGUAAGACACCCACGGUGACUGUCAUCGAGAGCUCGCACUUUCCCACCUGGAAUAUACCCUUUCCAGCAGUAACCAUAUGCAACUUCAACAGGGUGUCCAAAACGAAAGCGUUAAUGCUGAUGGAGCACAUGCAGUUGCCGCCGAAUGUAACCAAAGGGGAGCUACAAGAGCUCUUUAAUCUAACUUUAUUUCCCGCCGGCCGCACAGUUAACAAUAGUUCACUGGAAAUCUACGAUAGAAUACUGAGAUUGAAUAAUAUUACGCUUACGGAACUGAUGAAUCGCCUGUCUCCCGAUUGUCUAGACAUGAUUUCCCGCUGCAUUUGGAAGGGCAUCAAGACGCGCUGCGAGAGUCUGUUUCAGCGCAUCGUCACCAUACAGGGCAUCUGCUGCAGCUUCAACUUUUUCGCAACCAUGACCAACAACUUCCCAGUUAAAAUCGCCUACCAAGUGCCCAAGCGCCCUUAUCGCGUAACUGGCUGUGGUUAUACGACGGGUCUAUCUGUCCUGCUUGAUCCGAUGGUAGCCGAUUAUUACGGCACCUUCUUUAGUGGAUUUGGAUUUCGUCUGCUCAUUCAUGAUGCCUAUAAUUUUCCGGACGAGAAUUCCGAAACCAAGGUAGUUACAUCGACUCGCGAGAGCUUCGUGCGCAUCAACCCAGCGUCAACGUAUGCCACGAAGGACAUUCGUCAGAUGGACCUGCGCUGGAGGAACUGCCUCUUUGGCAGCGAGCGCAAGUUGGAUGGCCUUAAACGCUAUUCUUUCAUCAACUGCAUGUUCGAAUGCAGGAUGAAGAUGACUCUUCAGCGCUGCGGCUGCCUGCCCGCCUAUCUGAUCAACAAUGGCACCAUCAAGAUCUGCGGCGUGCUUGACAUGAAUUGCAUGCUCGAAACCAAGCGCUUCUUCUCACGCGCCCUGGCCAACCUAGACGCUCCGUACUCCAUAGUACGCAAUACGAAAAAUUUUCCCUGCGAUUGUUUGCCGGACUGCGAGUCGAAUCAAUAUGGCUCCGAGAGCACUAUGGGCCGGCUGGACGCCAGCUACUCCCGCAACAAAAUGGCCAACAGCUCGAAUCACACAGAUAGCAUAUUGGUGCACGUCUUUUAUAGCGACCUGAUGUCCACCAGAUAUCGUAUGGAGAUCUUUCAGAACUGGCUUUCAUCAUUGGCGUCAUUUGGCGGUCUCCUUGGCCUAAUUCUAGGCUUCAGCAUUGUCACGGCUUUUGAGUUUGUUUACUUUCUCACGUUUCGACCCAUAUUUAACUACAUCAAUCGAGAAAGAUAUUAGGUCUAG